Molecule: messenger RNA, 3810 nt
Organism: Danaus chrysippus (African queen)
Lineage: Eukaryota; Metazoa; Arthropoda; Insecta; Lepidoptera; Nymphalidae
Source: the annotation of a GenBank genome assembly
AUGCCACCUAUUCACCUUGUUGUGGUAUUGACAGUGUUGGACUUGUGUGUGCCGCUGUACCACGACCAGUUCGCGCUGCUCGUGCCCGAUGGCCGUGCAGAUGAACUGGCUCACAGACAUGGGUUCAUAAACCAUGGUCAGAUCGGCAACCUGAACCAUUAUUAUUUAUUUUCACAUCCUCACAUAAGCAAGAGAUCAGUGAACGCGAGCAAAGAAUAUGAAAUUCGUCUCAAGAAUGACCCACAGGUGAGAUGGGUGAUGCAGCAGCGGGAGCUGAAGAGAAGCAAGCGGGAUCUGUAUCCACGUCACGUCAUGAGACAGUCCAUGCCAGCAUUCCCAGAUCCAUUGUUCAAAGAACAGUGGUAUCUUAAUGGUGGUGCGGCUGAAGGUUUAGAUAUGAACGUCGGGGUCGCAUGGAGAAAAGGUUAUACAGGAAAGGGGGUCGUAAUAACAAUACUCGAUGACGGAAUCCAACCUAACCAUCCGGACCUGUUGCAGAAUUAUGAUCCCGCGGCAUCGACUGACAUAAACGGAAAUGACACCGAUCCAACGCCGCAGGAUAAUGGCGACAAUAAACAUGGUACCCGGUGUGCGGGGGAAGUCGCCGCAGUAGCGUAUAAUAAAUAUUGUGGCGUAGGAAUCGCAUACAAUGCUAGCAUUGGUGGUGUGAGAAUGCUAGACGGCCUAGUUAAUGACGCAGUGGAAGCUAAAGCACUCGGCUUCAACACUCACCACAUAGACAUUUAUAGCGCUUCCUGGGGACCGGAGGACGACGGAAAAACGGUCGACGGACCUGGCCCCUUAGCUAGAAGAGCUUUUAUCAACGGCGUAACAAAUGGCAGAGGGGGAAAAGGUUCUAUUUUUAUAUGGGCAUCAGGAAAUGGAGGAAGGCAUACCGAUUCCUGUAAUUGUGAUGGCUACGCAAAUAGUAUAUUCACAAUUUCAAUUUCUAGUGCUACACAGGGAGGUUACAAGCCAUGGUAUUUAGAAGAAUGUUCCUCUACUUUAGCAUCCACAUAUAGUUCAGGGACACCAGGUAGGGACAAAAGUGUUGCAACCGUUGAUAUGGACGUUCAAUUGCGUCCAGAUCAUAUUUGUACCGUAGAUCAUACGGGUACCUCGGCUUCUGCGCCCUUAGCGGCGGGAAUUUGUGCACUAGCAUUAGAAGCAAAUUCAUUAUUAACAUGGCGGGAUAUGCAACAUCUUAUCGUUAUGACCUCCAGGUCACAACCUUUAGAUAAAGAAGAAGGAUGGAUCGUAAAUGGUGUUAAAAGAAAAGUAAGUCAUAAAUUUGGUUACGGUCUCAUGGAUGCCGGUCAAAUGGUAUCAUUAGCUGAACAAUGGAUAAAUGUUCCACCGCAACACAUAUGUAAGUCACAAGAAAUAAACGAGGACAGGGCAAUUGAAACUUCUUUCGGAUAUACGAUAUCCGUUCAUAUGGACGUAAAUGGUUGUAGUGGUACAAUGAAUGAAGUUAGGUUUUUGGAACACGUUCAAUGUAAGAUUUCGUUAAGCUUUUUUCCAAGAGGUAAUUUACGGAUAUUGCUGACGUCGCCAAUGGGUACUACGUCUACCUUAUUGUUUGAAAGAACUCACGAUGCUGCUAGUUCUAAUUUUGACGAUUGGCCUUUUUUAAGUGUUCAUUUUUGGGGUGAAAAUGCCGAGGGACGAUGGACACUUCAAAUAAUAAACGCCGGCAAUAACCAUGUUACUCAACCGGGAGUAUUAAAAAAGUGGCAGCUUAUUUUCUACGGUACGGCGGCAAAUCCCAUGCGGUUACGAAAUAAAAGUUACUUCAAAUCUGAUAAUAGUCGACAAGAUGAGAAGACCUAUCAUAUUAACGACGUUUAUGAUGCUAAUGAGUAUUCGCAAUUUCUUAAUGAAAUAGAGCUUGGGAUUUCAGAUAGACGUAAUUAUCCUAAAAAUAUUCCUUCAGCUCAAAGAAAAAACGUUUUGGCAGAUGCUAACGAUAAGCAAGUUCAAAGACUGUGCGAUCCCGAAUGUGAUUCGCAAGGUUGUUAUGGUAAGGGUCCGACCCAAUGUGUUGCUUGCAAACAUUACCGCCUCGAUAACUCCUGUGUGUCCAGAUGUCCACCGAGAAGCUUUGUUAAUCAAGGAGGUGUUUGUUGGCCUUGCCAUGAGUCUUGCGAAACUUGCGCUGGAGCUGGACAAGAUUCUUGUCUUACUUGUGCUCCAGCACAUUUACUUGUUGUAGAUUUAGCUGUAUGUCUGCAACAAUGUCCAGACGGUUAUUAUGAAGAUCCCGACGCAAACGCUUGUUUUCCAUGUGCAGAACACUGUGACACCUGCUCGGAUAAAGCUGAUUUGUGUUCUUCAUGUGCUCAUAAUUAUGAAUUGUAUAAUGGGUCUUGUUUAGCCACUUGCCCCCCUGGAACGUUCAAAAAGGAUGAUUUUGGUUGUAUGCGGUGUCAUGAAACGUGUGAGUCAUGUAGCGGCCCGAAUGAAUCUGAAUGUGUUACUUGUAAAAUUGGAGAGUACGCACUAGAAGGUCGCUGUGUAUCAAACUGCCCUAUUGGGAAUUAUGCAGAUAUUCAAAAAAAGGAAUGCAUAUCGUGUCCGAUUGGAUGUUCAAUUUGCACAUAUGCAAUUUGUUCCGCUUGUCAAGAUAAAUGGGUUCUAACGAAAAAAGGAACAUGUCAGCCUGAAGGAAACGAUAAGUGUGAUACCAAUGAGUAUUACGAAGGAGGGCGGUGCAAAAAUUGCCAUUCCACUUGUGAGAAAUGUAGUGGUCCUAAUGAAUGGGACUGUUUAUCUUGUUCAAGUCCUCUGUUAUUGCAGGGAUCAAGGUGUGUUGCGGAAUGCGGACAAGGCUUUUACCAGACAGCUGGGAGAUGUUCGUUAUGCCCGCACACAUGCAAAACAUGCGUGUCGAGGUUAAAUUGUACGACUUGUGCUAAUACUCUUAGAUUACAAUCCGGUACAUGCCGUUCUACAUGUGCAGCCGGUUACUAUCCCGAUGAAGGCACAUGUUCCAAGUGUUACUUGUCUUGUGAGACCUGUACUGGUCCGAGAAGAGAUCAAUGCGCAUCAUGUCCUCCAGAUUGGAGGCUGGCAGCGGGAGAAUGUAGACCGGAAUGUCCUCAAAACUUCUUUACAUGGGGAGACAGUUGUCGUAGAUGUCAUCAUUACUGCCAGGAUUGCCAUGGAGCUGGUCCCCAAAGGUGUACAUCCUGUCCUCAGCAUUUUUCCUUAGAGAGCGGUUUAUGUGUUGAGUGCCUUAGUUCCCAAUAUUAUGAGAUUAGGACGAGGACUUGCCGUCCAUGCCAUGACUCUUGCAGGUCGUGUUCUGGACCUGGGCCUACUAGUUGUGUGACGUGUGCACAUCCUCUUCGUUUAGAUAGGGUGAAUCACAAAUGUUUGCCAUGCUGUACAGAGAAUUUAGUUUCAUUUUACUUAAGCACUAAUCAAUCAACAGAUUGCUGCCACUGUGAUAAAGAUAUGGGCGGUUGUCUGAACGGUUCAUCGGCGGGUAAGAGACGCAUUGCGGAGAACAUUGGGGCGCAUAUGACGCCAUCAUUUUUUGUCGACGACGCGAAAGAGCAGAAUAUCUUAGACCGUGAUUUAUUGCUCCUUUUGAGUGCUGGAGCGGCGGUCCUUGUAAUAUCCAUUGCAAUGAUUGUACUAAGGUUCAAGUCAAAAAAGUGCAAACAUCUUUCACCGUUUCCAAGGACAGAAUAUUCGCAAUUGACUUCCAUAGACGAGGAUUUCACAGCAGUCAGCUUAUCGCAUACUACGUUAAAAGUCAUUCAAAGUGACAUAAACACAAACCAUCUGGAGGAACCAACAUAA